This is a messenger RNA of Rangifer tarandus platyrhynchus (Svalbard reindeer), 444 nucleotides long. The record is from the annotation of a GenBank genome assembly. Lineage: Eukaryota; Metazoa; Chordata; Mammalia; Artiodactyla; Cervidae.
AUGGCGCCGCCGCCGUGCCGACCGAGCGGCCGGGCUCCACUUCCUGAGCUCCACCCAAGCCGCUACCGCUCACACAUCCCACGGACGUCCCGGCCGCUCAGGCUCAGCGCAGCCAGGCCGCCCCCGCUCUCCUGCCCGGCCCCCGUUUCAGCCGCCUCCCCGGACCUGAACCUGCCUCAGAGUCAGGACUGCGGGAGGGGCGGGGUGCCCCGGAUCCACCGUAGAGCCCCCGGGGGGAAGCCCGCAGCCCUCGCGCUCAGCCUGCUUCCACCGCCUCUGACACCUGCCCUGCGCCCCUGGCUGCCCUCUCUGGCCCCGACCUCCGCCCUGCCCCGACCUGCCCUCUUCCUCAUUCUCAGAGCCCGUUGCCUGGGCAGGUUCUCGCUGCAGCUCCGCGAACACCAGCUCGUCCGGAAAGGGUCAGGGAGCAGAGGCUGGGCCUGA